AUGCCGAUGCCUAUUCUCACCUUCGCCAUGCCCGUUCCCGACUAUGCCAAAGUCGCCAAGGAGGGGAAAAGAUCACAGCUGUCGUCUUUCCUUCGCUGGGUCCAGCUGAAGAAAUACCAAUAUGAAGUCACGUUCUCCCUUUACAUGCUCACCCCAACGGAGAAGUUCAUCUUCAAUUUGAUCCUCUUCCUGCUGGUCUCGAUGCUGGUCACCGCUGCAACUCUCUACCUCCCCAACCACAUUGUCGUUAUCUAUCACCGUAUCUGCUACUAUAUUUCCGGGGAAUUCGCCUACAAGAACUCGACGACGGCUCUUUCCAAGGAAGCAAUGGCCCUCACGGCAGAUGGGCUGCGGAUUACUUCAGAGGCAAUCGCGUCGGCUGUGAUUCCAACCUUGCGAGUAGUGGAAUCAGCAAGGGAAACCUUGAGAGAACUUUGA
Messenger RNA from Fonsecaea erecta, 438 nucleotides. RefSeq lists its product as hypothetical. The transcript is spliced from 2 exons. NCBI's taxonomy places the organism in Eukaryota, Fungi, Ascomycota, Eurotiomycetes, Chaetothyriales, Herpotrichiellaceae. The record is from RefSeq and is a predicted model, not a curated record. Bases 1 to 438 code for a protein of 145 amino acids.